AUGAGCAGUCGUGAUCGGUCUCGGGUGCCUGCACCCAGUGACGUCCCUCCGCAUCGAGAGCCACGCCGGAUGGGCGACGGUCGCAAUGGCGGUUUCAGUGGGCCCGGUGAGGCAACAAUGUCGCGGGCGGAGAAGUUCGAAGACGAAAAGAGACGAAUCAUUCAAAGCUGUUUCUCGAAGAAGGACAGCGAUGGCUCUUUGGUUGAAUCGUACAUAACCCAUGUUCGCAUUAUAGAAGACGCCGCGCAUCCGUCGACCCCUGCUCCUCCCAAUUCACCGCCUGAGAACAAAAAGCCUCGAGUUAUUAUCGUCGCUGUUAGGAGAUCAGGAAGAGUGCGCAUGCAUAAAGCUCGAGAGAACAACGAUGGCACAUUUUCUAUCGGGAAGACAUGGAUGCUCGACGAUUUGUCCUCGAUUCAGUCAUAUACCGGCUUUGUCCCGUCAACGCCACUGGAACAACAACACAAACAAUGGGCUGCUACCGUCGGCUUUGUAGUAAAUGUGGGGAAACCGUACUACUGGCAUGCUAGGAGUUCCAAGGAAAAAGAUUUUUUCAUCGGCAGUCUCGUAAAGAUCUAUCGGAAAUACACCGGCGGAAAAGUACCGAACCUCAUUGGGUUUGAUGAUCGCGAGAGGCAAUUGCUCGUUGGAAGCCCUUCUCCUGCUCCUCCGGGCUCGCGAGGCAUGGGUCAAGGACCUGCUACUCGCUCUCCCUCUUCGCAGGGCAGCCGGCCUCAGUCGCCAUACACUGGUCGCGCCCCCAGCCGCGAUGGCCCGCGCGAUGUUUCCCGUGAGUUCAGACGACAGCCUUCUGAAGAGCACGCUCUACGAGCGCAAAGAAGUCGAGAUCAGAUGCAAAGGCCGUCCACAAGCCAGUCGGGAAGAGUGCCUGCUCCUUCACCGUUGGGCCAAACUCCGCAACCGCCGGGAGCAGUUCCCCCUGACCCGCGAGAUGAACCUCCUCCGCGGUCAAAUGAACGUCUGCCCAAGGCACCCGUACUACCGCCACUGGAACCAAGAACCAAAGAGAUUCCUGAUAGUCUGGCUGCGUUUAAGCCAGUGUCACAUACACCAAGCAGCCAAGCAGAUCUUAGCCCAGACCGUCGACCGUCACCCUUGCCACAAGACGGAAAAGCUGGCCUAGAACCCAGACCUGCGCCUCGGACCGAGAACUUAAGCUCGAGUCUGCACGAGACUGAACGCGAUAAGGACGCUCGUCCUAGCACGGCUGUGUCUGUGUCUGCCGAGAACCCCGAUGUUAUGCGGACCGCGGCAAGCAGCAUGGAAGCAAAUAAGUCUUUGGGCGAGAGCAGGGGAACACUGUCAAUUCCAGAGACGCAGAUAUCUCAGGUCAUUGAUACACCAGCCGCUCCCGUCAAGAUGCACUCUCCCGACAUACCACCUGCACUGAGACCAGCUUCUUCGAGAAGCAACAAUGUACCUACACCAUCUGUGGCCGCUGCACCUCAGGAAACAGCACCAUCCGUGACUCCUCUACCCGCAGCUGAGGCGAGCGAGCCACCACGGGAGAGGCUACCAAGUCCACCCCCGGUCAGCUCUCCGGAAUCUUUCAAGUCUGUUGAAGAAGAGUCAGAUGCACACCGCCCGGGACUGGGCCCGAUGAUCAAGAAGAAACCAAGCAAAGACAUUGCGGGUGCGUUCCGCAAAGCCGCCACUGCCUACGGCGCGUUCAAACCUCGACCUGGUGGUGCUGGUGAGAGACUACUGGCCGCAGCGAAGAAACAGCAAAGUAUGUCAGAUGAACCGGACGGGAUCACCGGCGUCGUUCCCGCACCCUCGCUUCGGGUUGCAACUGAGCUCACGCCUGCGACUGCGUCUGGCUCGCCCGAGAAAGAGACACCCCCUGCCCUCCCGUCUCCGAUCAAAGAAGCGCCCUCUCCUGUGGCUCCUACCGCAUUGCAGCCUCCCACGGUCGAGGUUACACAACCUCCAGCGGCUGAAACUGCAAGGAUCGCUGUUGAAACUCAGGACGAAGCUAGAGAUACCGCCAGAGAUGAAGUAAAGGCUGUCGCGGAUGAAAGAGCAAGGUCCGUCUCUCCGUCACCGAAUGGCCGUCGUAGGCGUCGCGAAGACAACACUAUAAAGUAUUGUCAGGCGCUGGGGAUUGACUCGAAUAUCCUGGAAGGACGGGGUACAGACUUUGAUGAUAUUUUGACUGAUCUUGGCUGGAAUGGACGUUUGAGCGAUGACAAGAAGAUUGAGGAUCUCGAGGCAGAUAUUCGUCGUGAGAUCGGGCGCGUCGAGGCCACAAGCUGGCUUGGUAACCUCGAACAGCAGGAAGGCAAGGUAGACCAACUGGCAAAGUUAAUUGACAAGACUAUUGAAGAGUGCGAAGAGCUGGACGGCCUACUGACUCUGUACUCACAUGAACUCAACACAUUGCACGAAGAUGUGUCGUAUAUCGAGACGCAAUCUCAAGGUUUGCAGGUGCAGACUGCCAACCAGAAACUGCUUCACAAUGAGCUUCAAAACCUUUUGAAGACCCUUUCUAUCUCUGUCGUUGACUUGCAGCCACUCAAAGAAUCGUCGCUCAGCAAUCCAGAUGGUUUGAGAGAGAUCGAGGCGGUUCUAUCGACGCUAUAUAAAGCCAUGCUGAUGAUUGAUCCCGAUAUAUGGCAGAACAAGAAACGGUUGACUGAUGCUGCUGGGGAGCAAGGGAGCGUGGGGGUGUAUGCCGACACGGAAAUAGGACAGAUGCGUGCCAUCAAAGAGAAAAAGGAGGAAUACCGAGCAGAGUCUCGAAUGUUCCUGCAACGACUCCGUCAGUUCAUGGCUAUUGCCUAUAAGGUGGCCGAGCAGAAGAGGGUCGAUGCUGCAGCGAAUGGCCCCAAGGAUCCUCUCAAGUUGGAUAGCGAUGCUCGAGCGUAUUUCCGUCAAGAGUUAUGGAUGUACAACGCUUUGAUGCUUUUUGCCCGAGAGGUUAGCGGGUCCGAGUGGCAUGGACUGAUGAAUCUCUACGAACAACAAGCCAAACUGCCUUAUCAGAACGAAUUCCGGGACAACAACCUGGCGUGGAAGAGAGCCUGCAGAAAACCUAGUGGGGAAGAACAGGAGCUCCUCUUCACCCACCAGGAGAAAGAAAAGGAAAGCGAGGGCAUUACAAUGGCAGCACGUAAGUUGACGGUGCGACGGGGCAAAACGAUCAGGGCCGCAGCGGGUCUGCGGCUUACCCCUGGUGAGAAACAGCAUGGGAGACUGGAGCCCUGCGAAGUCUUUGCCGGCACACUUCAGGAAACGCUGAAGAUGAUCUCUGAAGAGCAGAACUUUAUUGUUCAUUUCUUCCACUUGAGCUCCUUGAUCAACAUCGAGUUUUCCGACUUCGUGGCCUCUGGCAACCCCGAUGAGCGACCACUUCCUGAUUUCAGCGCCAGGCAGCCGCAUGAUCCCGACCGGGGGAUGGCUAGGAAAGUGGAGCAGAUCAUGGACGAGCUCUACUCGUUCUGGUCGACGGACAUGCAGAACCUUGUGGACUGGGCCCUCCAACCGGAUCCUCUGCAAGGAAUUGGGAUUCUGUCUGCUCUGGAAAAGGCCAUGUCGGACUUUGAUGACACCAACCAGGAGUUCAUUAUUCGCUGCCUGCAGAAGCUGCAUUCCCGUCUGAAUGGCCUGUUUAAUCGCUUCGUUGACGAACAAAUCCGGGGAAUCGAGGACACCAAGGUCAAGGUCAACAAACGGAAGGGGGUCAUCUCGUUCAUGCGCGUCUUCCCUAACUUCUCUGCGGCGGUUGAGAAUAUGCUCUCUCAGCCGAACCAGGAGUUCUUUGACAUUCGGGUCAGUGUCAAUGAGGCUUAUGAUCGGAUCAACCGAGCUAUGUGGGAGUCUCUGAAAUUUAUUGCCAAGGAAGCACCGACCGGAGUGGGUGCUAGUGGGGGUGACCCCGAAGACAAGGAAGUGCUGAACUACCAUAUCCUUCUCAUUGAGAAUAUGAACCACUACAUUGAAGAGGUGGAUGUGCGCGGCCUCCCUGUCCUGGAGCGGUGGCGCGAUCGAGCGCACCAAGAUUACGAGGAACACCUGAAGCUCUACCUGGACCUGGUGAUCCAUCGACCACUGGGUAAGCUGCUGGAGUUUAUUGAUUCGGCUGAAGGGCUGAUGGCCGCGGGGGGUAACCCAGCGGACAUCGCGAGCCGACCCAGCCACUCCCGGUCCGUUGCCAAGAAGGUGUUGGCGAUGUAUGAUGGCAAAGAGAUUCGGCGCGGAAUUGAAUUGUUGAAGAAACGAGUGGACAAGCACUUUGGAGAUGCAGAUGAUCCGGGGCUCAGUCGCAGCCUGGUCUUAAAAGUACUUCGAGCGUGCGAACGGCGGUAUGAGGAAGCGUAUGAUCGGACGCGACACGUGUUGGAUGCAGUCUACGAAGGGCAACUUGAGCUGGAAUGGCGAAAGGAGGAUGCCAUUGUCAUGUUCAACCGGUAG
This is a messenger RNA of Aspergillus pseudoviridinutans, 4434 nucleotides long. Its product is annotated as GTP-Rho binding exocyst subunit SEC3. The record is from RefSeq and is a predicted model, not a curated record. The transcript is spliced from 4 exons. Gene Ontology annotation, cellular component: plasma membrane; exocyst. Gene Ontology annotation, molecular function: phosphatidylinositol-4,5-bisphosphate binding. Gene Ontology annotation, biological process: exocytosis; Golgi to plasma membrane transport. Bases 1 to 4434 code for a protein of 1477 amino acids. Lineage: Eukaryota; Fungi; Ascomycota; Eurotiomycetes; Eurotiales; Aspergillaceae.